AUGGAGCUAAUUCGGGAGUCCGCCGCGACGCAUCCGCACUACAUCUUGAUCUCCCAGAUUCGGCAGCUGUUGAGUAGAGACUGGCAGGUGGAGUUCAAGCAUGUUUUCAGGGAGGGGAUCGUGGCAGCAGACUUUUUAGCCUCGCUGGGGCAUUCUCUUAGCGUGGGCGAGCAUACGAUCACGACACCCUACCCGACGUUGAAUCACCUACUGCUCUAUGAUGUAAUGGGUAUCCAAACCCCUCGCUUUGUGUUGAACAAUGUGGCAAUUUAUAUGUACAAAACGUAA
Linum tenue is the source of this 288-nucleotide messenger RNA. The record is from the annotation of a GenBank genome assembly. NCBI's taxonomy places the organism in Eukaryota, Viridiplantae, Streptophyta, Magnoliopsida, Malpighiales, Linaceae.